Molecule: messenger RNA, 1054 nt
Organism: Phoenix dactylifera (date palm)
Lineage: Eukaryota; Viridiplantae; Streptophyta; Magnoliopsida; Arecales; Arecaceae
Product: large ribosomal subunit protein uL2-like
Biological process (GO): cytoplasmic translation
Cellular component (GO): cytosolic large ribosomal subunit; ribosome
Molecular function (GO): RNA binding; structural constituent of ribosome
Source: RefSeq, a predicted model, not a curated record
UCUCAAGAAACCCUAGCCCGUCGCCUCCCUCCCGCCGCCACCGCUCGUCACCGGCGCCAUGGGUAGAGUGAUCAGGGCCCAGAGGAAGGGUGCGGGUUCGGUGUUCCGAUCCCACACCCACCACCGGAAAGGGCCGGCCCGCUUCCGGAGCCUGGACUACGGGGAGCGCAAUGGCUAUCUCAAGGGCGUGGUGACCGACAUCAUCCACGACCCCGGGCGCGGCGCCCCGCUGGCCCGCGUCACCUUCCGCCACCCCUUCCGCUACAAGCAUCAGAAGGAGCUCUUCAUCGCCGCCGAGGGAAUCUACACGGGCCAAUUCAUCUACUGCGGCCGCAAGGCCUCCCUCAUGGUCGGCAACGUCCUGCCCCUCCGCUCCAUCCCCGAGGGUGCCGUCGUCUGCAACGUCGAGCACCACGUCGGCGACCGCGGCGUCCUCGCCCGCGCCUCCGGCGACUACGCCAUAGUCAUCAGCCACAACCCCGACAACGGCACCACCAGGAUCAAGCUUCCCUCUGGUUCUAAGAAGGUUGUUCCUAGUGGCUGUCGAGCAAUGAUUGGGCAGGUAGCUGGUGGCGGUAGAACUGAGAAGCCCAUGCUCAAGGCUGGCAAUGCCUACCACAAAUUCCGUGUUAAGAGAAACUGCUGGCCAAAGGUUCGUGGUGUGGCUAUGAACCCUGUGGAGCAUCCCCAUGGAGGAGGAAACCACCAGCAUAUCGGCCAUGCGUCCACUGUUCGUCGCGAUGCCCCUCCAGGACAGAAGGUGGGUCUCAUUGCUGCAAGGAGGACAGGCCGGCUCAGGGGCCAGGCUGCAGCCACAGCUGCCAAAGCAGAGAAGGGAUCUUAGGUUACAAAUCCUUUUUGUUAUUGCUUGUUAUAUUUUUGGUUUUCUCGGGUUUCUAGAUAUGCUGAAGACUUCAUCCGGCAGUUUUUUCAUAGUUUAUUAAGUCAUUUGAUAAAUUUAUGAAGACCUUGUUUAUGUAAUUUUGGACAUAUCUGGAUUUGGAUUACUUUCAGGUCGAAUUAAAGAACUUCUUCUUGAUUUUCUUUGAUUUCA